AUGGCGGAUGAGGUGGUAAUCCACGGUGACGUUGAGGAUCGUGCGGCGAAGGGGAUCUCCGACUCCGAUCAGGGACUUGAAAGAAAGAUCGAGGAAAUGGAGAAUAAGAAUCAGGAGCUAACGAGGGAGAAUCUCGAGAUGAAGGAGAGGUUAGAGAAGCUAUCGGGAGAAAUCGAAGAGAUGAAAGGCGUAGAAGCGGAGAUGAAUCAGAGAUUCGGAGAGAUGGAGAAAGAGAUCGAGGAGUACGAGGAAGAGAAGAAAGCCCUCGAAUCCAUCUCCACGAGAGCUGUCGAGCUUGAAACGGAGGUGUCGAAUCUUCAGGACGAUCUGAACACUUCCUUGAUCGGAGUGGAUAAGACGGCGGAAGAAGUAGCGGAGCUGAAGAAAGCGUUGGCGGAGAAAGGGGAGAAGCUUGAAGGGUAUGAGAAGGAAGCUGAGGGUUUAAGGAAAGACAGAGCCGAGGUCGAGAAGAGGACUAGGGACUUGGAAAGGAAGAUCGGGGUUUUGGAAGUGAGGGAAAUGGAGGAGAAGAGCAAGAAACUUAGACUAGAGGAAGAGAUGAGGGAGAAAGCGGACGAGAAAGAGAAGGAGAUACACGAGCUGCAGAAGAAAGUCGGUGCCUUGAAUCUGGAAUUGGUGAAGAAUGGAGAGGAAUUGGAGAAAUGCAAGUCUGAGAAAAAGCUCACUGAGGAUGCUCUGAGUAAAGCUGGAAUAAGAGAGAAGGAGAUGGAGUCGAAGAAGGACGAGUUGCUGAAGAAGGUUGAGGAAGCCAAGGAGACGAUAGUUGAGUUGAAUAAGAGAAGCAUGAAGCCUGACAAUGUAGCCAGAGAGACAAACACAAAGGUCUCCAUGGAAGUAGUAGAGCUGUGGCCAGUGGCUGCUGCUGGUUUGGUUGCAGCGACCGUGUUCGUCUGCUAUUCAAAGCUAAAGUAA
Thlaspi arvense is the source of this 933-nucleotide messenger RNA. NCBI's taxonomy places the organism in Eukaryota, Viridiplantae, Streptophyta, Magnoliopsida, Brassicales, Brassicaceae. The record is from the annotation of a GenBank genome assembly.